Molecule: messenger RNA, 1728 nt
Organism: Miscanthus lutarioriparius
Lineage: Eukaryota; Viridiplantae; Streptophyta; Magnoliopsida; Poales; Poaceae
Source: the annotation of a GenBank genome assembly
AUGGCCGCACCACCGGAGGGGAACGUCCGCUUCGGCGAGGGGAGGGCCGACGUGCUGGAGCCGCAGCCGCUGGAGGUCAUAGCGCCGGAGGUCAAGGCCAAGAAGCGCAACCCGGCGCCCGGAGUCCGGGUUGUUGGUCGCCGGAUCUACGAUCCAGAGAAUGGCAAGACCUGCCACCAGUGCCGCCAGAAGACAACGGACUUCGCAGCGGCGUGCAAGCAAGUCAAGAAGAAGGGUCCGUGCCCAAUCAAGUACUGCCGCAAGUGCCUCCUUAACAGGUACGGCGAGAGUGCCGAGGAGGCGGCCGGCAAGGAGGACUGGAUCUGCCCUAAGUGCAGGGGCAUCUGUAACUGCAGCUUCUGUAGAAAGAAGAAAGGCGAGAUACCAACUGGGAUAAUGGCCCACAUCGCCAAGGCUUCUGGGUGCACCUCUGUCCAUGAUCUCCUUGAAAAGGGGUCAGAUGUGGUGGCUGCUGCGCAAGCGAUACUCAGGGUGAAUGGUAGUGACAAGGGCACAAAGAGAUCCCAAGGGACAGAUGCUGCUGAUGAGGUGGCCCCUGAAAAGGAUGUAAAUAUAGGCAUUGAUCUCAAUACAGUUCCAGCAGAUGAAGGGGAUGAAAAUAUAGGUGUUGAUCUCAAUUCACUUCCUUCUAUUCAUAUCAAGAAUAGGCAGAAGCUCAAGCACAGGGCAAAGAAGGAUCCUGCUGAUGAAACGUCACAUGGUGGAGUCAAUAGUGAACCAUUGCAGAUGGAUGAGAACCCUGAUUCGCUCAAUAGUAACACUGUGCUACCCAGGGGUACCCCAGUCACAAACAUUGCAGGUGCACAACUUGACGAUGAGGAUGUUGGGGCUGCAAUUCAGUUUCUAGAAUUCUGCCGUGCAUUUACAGAGAUUUUUCAAAUAAAGAAAGGGCAACCAGAAAGAAUUCUUCAAGAUUUAGUUGGAGGCCGUGAACUUCGGUUGGUAUCCUCAGUUGUUGCUGGGUUUCACAUAAAUUUGUUAUCUGUCAUUCGAGAAGGAAGGGGGAAGAAGCCUCUGGCUUAUACAAGAGAUGGAGAUGCAUGGGUAAUUGAUGUUGGCAAAUAUAUAAGUGAAUCAGCAUUUAUAUCAAAAGGAUUUCCUCUCAACUAUAUCAAUCAGGGGAUAUCAGGAUAUAAAAACUUGAGCCCUUCUUGUAAGCUGCGUGUUCUGAAUUUUCUUUGUGAUGAGACCCUCUCUACUGACAAGCUGAGGAACUGGAUUGACAUGCAAAAUGACAUAGCUGCUGAACCAAUGAUUGCUGCUAGAGAAAAAGCUCGUGCUGCAAAAGAAAUGGAAAAGGAGCUAAAGGAAAGGCUAAAGGAUAACAUGGAUAAAACAAUGCUUUCACCAAAUGAAGAAGCAGCCUUUAGCAGUGAAGAAAAUAAGUAUCUUAUUUCCCAAAUAAAGGAGGCACAGGAAGUCAAGCGUGCAGCCAUAAAUGAUAUGGCAACUAUGGAGAAGCAAGGAGGUCUUUGGACCAAGCCUCUGAUGGUAGAGAAAGGAGUAGCAUAUUGGAAGCUAGAUGGUUACUGUGAUAACUCAGCAAUAUUGCUUCAAGAGUAUGGUGAUGAUGAAUUAAUGGCAAAUAAAGACAAGUGGUUUAUGUUUACUGAAGACGAAGAGAAAGUAAUUGAAGAACAUGUAGCCACAAGGAAAACAAGUUCUUGGAGCUCUGUUGAAAAGAAUUUUAUUUUUUCUGGACUUUAG